AUGACGUUCUGGAGGCCCAGGUUAACGCUCUUGCUUUUGAUUGUGAUCAGCCUGGUACUGCAUGUCUUGAUUGCUCUGCUGCCCAUUCAGGAGCUGAGUGGUCAAGAAAAGUGUGCUCAUCACCCACAGACUGCUGGCCAGAACAUUCCUCUGCUCCCGAACCAACCAGUGACGAAGAGCAAGCUGUCAAAGACAAACCGAGAACUUCAGAAUUAUGCCAGCACCAGGACAUCAAGCCGCAGAUCUCAAUCCCUAGAAAUGGUGGUGGAUUCAAAUGGCAAGAGCCAGGCAUUCCAUCAAAAGAAACAUACACAGUCAGGCUUUAGUAUGGAUAGUAAGCCUCAGAGCGAGCACUUAAAGUCAAACAUCUCUAAACUGACAGCACUGUUUCAACAUCCGCUGUACAACAUCCCAAUCCCACCGUUGACACCAGACGAUCAGCUCUUCUCUGAGAACUCAGCAGAAAAGUUCAAUCCAAAAAUCAGCGACAGUGAUGGCUGGUUACGGCUUCUUCACCACCCUGUUUACCUGUGUCGACACUUCAGGGAUCAAUGGACGCUUCAAAAACAUGGCGGGACCCAGCUGAAGUUGACAAUAACGUUGGAGGAUCAUGGCAAGGCUUUGUUUAAACCAAUAAAGCAGACCCGGGAAGAGGAAACCUCUGUCAACCUGUUCUACUUUUCGGAUUUUGAACGUCACAAUGCGGAGAUUGCUGCCUUUCACUUGGAUCGAAUUUUAGGUUUCCGAAGAAUUCCUCCAGUUUCAGGUCGUUUGGUCAAUGUGGUGAAGGAGAUCAGAGAGCGGACAUUUGACAAACACCUCGAGAGGACUUUCUUCAUCUCGCCCGCGAACAAUGUUUGUUUCCAUGGUGAGUGCUCCUAUUACUGUGACAUGGAACAUCCUCUGUGUGGAAAACCAGAGCUGAUGGAGGGCUCAAUGGCUGCCUACCUGCCUGAUGUGAGACUCGCUAAACGCCUCUCCUGGAGGAAUCCCUGGAGACGCUCCUACCACAAGAGUAAGAAGGCCAAGUGGGAGGUGAACCCCUCUUACUGCGAUCAUGUUCAGAAAACACCGCCUUACAAACAUGGCAGCCGACUGCUGGACGUGAUCGACAUGACCGUCCUGGACUUCCUGACGGGAAACAUGGACCGACAUCACUACGAAACAUUCCAGAAAUUUGGAAAUGAGAGCUUCAUCCUUCACUUAGACAACGGUCGAGCGUUUGGACGGCAUUCUCAAGAUGAACCGUCGAUCCUGGCCCCUCUCAGACAAUGCUGCAGGAUCCGCAGAGGGACAUUUCUCCGGCUGCAGCUUUUGGCCACUGACCACUACAAGUUGAGUGAUGUGAUGCGGGAGUCUCUGCUGAGUGACCGCCUGGAGCCGAUCCUGAGUGAGCCUCACUUCACAGCUCUGAACCGCAGACUGCACACCAUCCUGCAGACCGUCAGAGAUUGUCUCCAGCAGCAGGGUGAACACAAGGUCCUGCACAAUGAGCAGGGAGCAUGGCGUGUCAGUCACUAACACAGUGAGGGUAAUGCUCACCGGGACGGGGUAAGGGCUUUCUGUUUACACUCUGUCUACCCCACAGAGUGAACCAGAGCCCGGACACACAGUUAAUCUGUCUUGCAGCUCUCUCAUUGCAUCAUUAAACACACCAUCACCCCACACACACCCCAAAACUCCCCGGCCCCAUAUUCCCAACCCCAUUUCCAGUAAUCCCUGUCUCUCACACCCCAUGUAACCCCCUGCCCCCAACCCCUGUCCAUUUCUGUCACUCCAUCUCAGGCUCUGGAUCCUUCCCCCAAACUGGUUAGUAGCAGCCUGCCACAUUGUGUGACCCCGCUCCAUCAGCAUCACCCAGCCGACUCUCCAACCCAGGACCGACACACUCAGAUAAAUGCUGGGGUGGAAGCACACAGGAAUCUCUGGAUUUCAGCAGCAACAUCACAGUUGAACUCAAAAUAAAAUUUGGUUUGUGUUACUGU
Rhincodon typus (whale shark) is the source of this 1985-nucleotide messenger RNA. RefSeq names its product extracellular serine/threonine protein kinase FAM20C-like. The record is from RefSeq and is a predicted model, not a curated record. The transcript is spliced from 10 exons. Gene Ontology annotation, biological process: protein phosphorylation. Bases 1 to 1521 code for a protein of 506 amino acids. Gene Ontology annotation, molecular function: phosphotransferase activity, alcohol group as acceptor. Gene Ontology annotation, cellular component: Golgi apparatus. NCBI's taxonomy places the organism in Eukaryota, Metazoa, Chordata, Chondrichthyes, Orectolobiformes, Rhincodontidae.